Molecule: messenger RNA, 5772 nt
Organism: Poecile atricapillus (Black-capped chickadee)
Lineage: Eukaryota; Metazoa; Chordata; Aves; Passeriformes; Paridae
Gene: EBF1
Product: EBF transcription factor 1
Exons: 16
Coding region: 820-2598 (592 amino acids)
Biological process (GO): regulation of transcription by RNA polymerase II
Molecular function (GO): DNA-binding transcription factor activity, RNA polymerase II-specific; RNA polymerase II cis-regulatory region sequence-specific DNA binding
Source: RefSeq, a predicted model, not a curated record
CCCCGCCCGCCGGGGCUGCGGGGCUCGUGUUCGGCGGCGGGGACAGUCAAAGUGGCUCCCAUAGGGAGAGACGGCGAGUCCGCCCGGCGCUGCGGGAGAGGGAGGGGGCACGGGGAGCCCCAGGGUCUCCCUCCGGCCGUCCGUCCGCGCCGCCGCCGCGGGUGCGCCCCUCUCGCUCCCUUCCCGGCGUGCGCCCGGCUCCGGCAACUCGCUUCCUGCGCGGCUGGAGGAGGGAGGAGAGAGGAGAGGAGCGGAGAGCGCUUCGGCUGGGAGAGGAGAGAAGAAAGAGGGAGAAAAGAAAGAAAGACAAGAGAGAGGGGAGAAGGGGGGGGACUUGCCUCUCUUGUCACUGGAAAAUGACACUUGAUGUAGCAGAGCCUGCCGCAGCUCCCGUUCGUCCUAUUGUUUCUUAAACUGCCAUCUGAGAUUUUUUUUUUUUUUUUUUUUUUGCCUGCUGCCAUCCGAGGGGUGUCUUCAUACAAAAGGGACUUCAAGUACUCCUCCGGCUUGCGAGCGCUGCAACCAGCCCCCAGCACCCCGCCAGCCCCUCCAAGCACCCAAACAAACUGCACACGCAGCAAACAGCAGCGACAAAACCGGGCUCUGAUUGCCUCUGGAUUUUUUUUUUUUUUUUAAAUGUGCGUGCCUGUGUUUGCUUUCUCCGACUUGCUUUGAUUCCAGCGAUCAGCUACAGAGAGAGAGAAAAAAAGAGAGAAAGAAAGAAAAAAAACCCCCACAUAUAACAGUCCGCCUGGCGAUUUUAUCACUUUUAAAAAAUUUUGAAUAAAGGAGGAAGAUUUGCGCUGUUGUUUCUGAUUCAUGUUUGGGAUUCAGGAAAGCAUCCAGCGGAGUGGGAGCAGCAUGAAGGAAGAGCCCCUCGGCGCGGGGAUGAACGCGGUGCGGACGUGGAUGCAGGGAGCCGGCGUCCUGGACGCCAGCACGGCCGCUCAGAGCGGAGUGGGUCUGGCCCGGGCUCACUUCGAGAAGCAGCCGCCUUCCAACCUGAGGAAGUCCAACUUUUUCCACUUCGUCCUGGCUCUGUACGACCGGCAGGGGCAGCCCGUGGAGAUCGAGCGCACCGCCUUCGUGGGCUUCGUGGAGAAGGAGAAGGAAGCCAACAGCGAAAAGACCAACAACGGGAUCCACUACCGCCUGCAGCUGCUCUACAGCAAUGGGAUCAGGACGGAGCAGGAUUUCUACGUGCGACUCAUCGACUCCAUGACCAAGCAGGCGAUAGUAUAUGAAGGCCAAGACAAGAACCCAGAAAUGUGCCGAGUUCUGCUCACGCAUGAAAUAAUGUGCAGCCGCUGUUGUGACAAGAAAAGCUGUGGCAACAGAAAUGAGACUCCAUCAGAUCCAGUGAUAAUUGACAGGUUCUUCUUGAAAUUUUUCCUCAAAUGUAACCAAAAUUGCCUAAAAAAUGCAGGAAACCCUCGAGACAUGCGUCGAUUCCAGGUCGUGGUGUCUACAACAGUCAAUGUUGAUGGCCACGUGUUGGCAGUGUCAGACAAUAUGUUUGUGCACAACAAUUCCAAGCACGGGCGGAGAGCUCGAAGACUCGAUCCCUCGGAAGGUACGCCUUCUUAUCUGGAACAUGCAGCUACACCAUGUAUCAAAGCCAUCAGUCCAAGUGAAGGAUGGACUACAGGAGGUGCCACUGUCAUCAUCAUAGGAGACAAUUUCUUUGAUGGGUUACAGGUCAUAUUCGGCACCAUGCUGGUUUGGAGUGAGCUGAUUACUCCACAUGCCAUCCGUGUACAGACGCCUCCCCGACAUAUCCCAGGGGUUGUAGAAGUCACAUUGUCCUACAAGUCUAAGCAGUUUUGCAAGGGAACGCCUGGAAGAUUCAUUUACACAGCUCUGAACGAACCCACCAUUGACUACGGUUUCCAAAGGUUACAGAAGGUUAUCCCCCGGCACCCCGGUGACCCCGAACGCUUGCCAAAGGAAGUAAUACUUAAGAGGGCUGCUGAUUUAGUAGAAGCACUCUAUGGUAUGCCACAUAAUAACCAGGAAAUAAUCCUGAAAAGAGCCGCAGACAUCGCCGAAGCGCUCUACAGCGUCCCCCGCAACCACAACCAGCUCCCCGCCCUCGCCAACACCUCCGUCCACGCGGGAAUGAUGGGAGUGAAUUCCUUCAGUGGCCAGCUCGCUGUCAAUGUCUCUGAAGCCUCCCAAGCCACCAACCAGGGUUUCACUCGUAACUCCAGCAGUGUGUCACCUCACGGCUACGUGCCAAGCACCACCCCGCAGCAGACAAACUACAACUCUGUCACAACAAGCAUGAAUGGCUAUGGCAAUGCUGGAAUGUCAAAUUUAGGCGGUUCUCCAACCUUCCUGAAUGGAUCUGCUGCCAAUUCUCCCUAUGCCAUUGUGCCAUCAAGUCCGACGAUGGCCUCCUCCACUAGCCUCCCCUCCAACUGUAGCAGCUCCUCCGGGAUUUUCUCCUUCUCACCAGCCAACAUGGUCUCAGCGGUGAAACAGAAGAGCGCGUUCGCGCCUGUCGUGAGACCCCAAACCUCCCCCCCUCCCACCUGCACCAGCACCAAUGGCAAUAGCCUGCAAGCUAUAUCUGGCAUGAUUGUUCCCCCCAUGUGAAAGAAUUGCCUUGAAGAAUUUUAUUAAUGAAGAGGUUGAAUUCUGCUUCAGAGAGAAUCUGAUACAAGUCCCAGAGUGGAACUUUUUACUCAGGCCUUUUUAAAAAUAAAAAAGAAAUAAAGAAGGAUCUUACAAUAACUGCAGAUUUUUAAACGAAACAAAAAUCACCAUCCUUGCAAAUACUGAAAUUAACAAUCCACAAUUGCAAGGUGUUGAUUCGAGUUGUCCAUCCCAAAUACCUGGGAGAUAUAUUUAUUGUAUGUUGAUAAAAAAUCCACUUUUUUUUUUUUUGGGGGGGGGGGUGGGGGCUUGCUUUUAUUUCCUUCUGGUUUAUUGUGUUUUUGGUUUUUUUAAGGCUUGAUUUAACUCAACACCAUUUGUCUUUUAUAAAUCAAACAAUUACACAAGGGACACUAGAGAUGGAACUCCACAUUUUUAAUUUAUGAAUUUUAUUUUUUUUUUAAAGCUGUGUAAUGAAGAAUAAAGUGGUGUCAUUUGCAUACAAGUCUGUUUGGGACAGAAUAGAAGUGCCAGUUAGUUUUUGGUAGAAGAAUUAUGGCCAUUUAAUCAAGGGUCGGCUCAUAUAUGUUGGUUAUCCAGUGGUGACUUGCUGAUAGGAUGCAUUUUUAAUGUUCUGAUUAAACAGAUAUCACUCCCUAGAAAGCUGAUAUUUUUGGAUUAUGAGGGCAGGGUGAGGGGUGGGAUUAGUCUUUAAAUCAGGCUGAAAAAUGGUGUAGAUAAUACAACAGGAAAAAUUCAUCCCAGAACGCCAGGUUGGAAGGGGACCUCAAGGUCCAACUUUUCUUGUCAAAAAGCUGGUGGAGGGGAAGGGAAGGAUGGAAAUAUCAGAAAUGUUUCCUCUGGAGGUGCAAACCCAGUAGAUGCAGUGCCAGACCUGCAGGAGGAGGUGAGCACCCCUCUCUUUUUGGGUGAUAUCUCAGACCCUCCAAGCUCUCCCUUCCCCAAGAGCCUCACCCGGGCUCUGCCCUUUGGGUUUGGCGUGGGGGGCACAGACUGGGCCAUCCCUGGGGGGUUUCCAGCUCUCUCUCCCCCUGAGAACCCUCCUGGUUCUGCUGGGGCUCCCUGGGGCAGCCCCAGCUGAGGUUUGCACCCUCCCCACCCAAAAUCUCUCCUGGCCAAGCUCCCACUGGCAUCGCUCCUGUAUCAGUCGACCCUCCCAGUUCGUACCAGGCUCUAUCCAGGACAGGGAUCUGCUUUUGAGCAGGGAAACCUGAGUUUGGGGGUGGGUUUCAAAUCAAAACCAUAGCUUCUGUUUUACCACAAAAAAAUUUUGCUAUCAUUAUCUGGGAAGUGUUCUUAAAAAUUAUUAGUCAAAGAGGCAGCAAAGCUCUGAAGAUGCAUUACCUGAUAUUUUUUCUUUGCUGUUGUGUUUUGUAUGUAGUUAUAAAUACUGUAGAUUUUUUGUGAUUUUUUGCCAAAGUUGUUGUUCUAUUUAUACAUUUUAAUGUCUUAAGACAGUUUUUCAAUAUCACAAAAAAAAAAAAAAAAGAAUUUUACUGCAUAUUUUGCAAAAAGAGCUCACUACCUUUAGCUUGCACAUACUUGCAAAUUAAUUAAAGAAAAAAAAAGCUUUUCGUUUCUGUUUUUUGUUUGUUUGUUUUACGGGGGAUUUUGUAAAAUAUCCAUAUAAAUAAUGUAUUUAUCUUUGGAAUUUGUACAUUGCUUUUUGUCCCCUACAAGUUUAUUUUAUUGUGUAUGUUUGCUAUGUGAAAAGUGCUGAUUUGUUUGGUCAUUCACCGUUGUAUUAGCUGUUUAAAUGUGAUUUUAAUACAUUUCAUUUAUAGGGUUGGUUUUUUUUUAGUAUUGUUUAAAACCAUGCUUCCAUUUUUUUUUUAAUUUCCACCCAAAAGCCAUUGUCUAUUUUUGUAUUAUUUGUAAGUUAAGAAGUUUUUUCCAAUAUAUGGCAAAAAGUAGCAUAUUAUUCUUGUAGCAUUUAGUUAUGUAGAUUUAAAAAAAAAAUGUAUCCUUUGCUUUUGAGGCUUAACAAAAACUAAUGCUGUUUUACUCUAUUAAUAUGCAUGGGAUUUCUCCUCUUUGGAGUGACGCAUUUUUGUGCAUUAAAUAUGGGGAGAAACUUCAUAGAACUCAAUGAAAAUACUUUCUUUCUUAAGUCUGCUUGUAUAUUUCUCUGUCUUUCACAUAAAUAUAAACCAGCAGAUUGGAUGCCUUAACAAUGCAAAUCAUAUUCAUUUCACUUGUACAUUGUACUGUGCACCAGAACUGUCAAUCAUCACUAACAUUCUAAGAAAAAAAAAAAAAAAAGGAAUUGAAAAGCACAAAAGAACUGUUUUGUUACCUUAAAACAAUAUAACUUUUUUCUAGUCGAGCAAGAAAUCAUUUACAACGAUGCUGCAACUGUGCAUGCUUCCUGUAUGAAUUUUGCAAUGGUUUUCACUAGAAUGUCACAGUGUGAUCUUUGGGGGGAAAGGGAAAGAAAAACAGGAUUUUUUUUUUUUUUUUUUUCAUGGUGAGAAAAUAAAAGAAGAGAAAACUGGAAAAAAAAAAUGUGAGAGACAUCAGUUUAUUGCUUCUCUGUAUUCCAAGUGAUUAUUCUAAUUCACAUAAUAAGCAACAGCACGACAAUGUAAUCAAAUUUAAAGCCAUAUUUUGUCCAGUGACACCGUCGAUUACUCUUGUAGAGCUCCACUCAGUCCUAGCAGUUCUGACACCACUUUAGCCACAUUUGUAGUCUCUACUCCAGUGUCCAAAGAGCCUUUGACAAUGUGCAUCAUUCCAUUCUUUUGCAGCUAUUUAUCGUGAUCUGAUGAAUGGGAAUUUAUUCAAAAUCUCCCCCGCACCACCCUUUGUCUUUUACAAAGUAAAAGAUGCAGCUGUUUACAGAAUAUGGCUUUAAGUGGAAACAUUCAGAUUUCAGUUUUAACAAGGUGAAGCUUCACAAUGACUGGAUUGCAUAAAGUAAUGCCUAUUUCCUCACAGUUGUACUAGGAUGCAGCUAAAAUGAAGUCAUCUCUGAAACUACUAACCUUUCACCUUCUUAUCUAAAUCUUUUUGAAUAGACACACACACUGUACAGUUCUAUUGUUAGAGAAACUAACUACUGUAGAGAUUGUUAUAAUUUUUUUGCAGAAAUUCAAGCUGUAAAAACUUUUCAACUUUCACAAUAUUUAAUUAAAGUUACUUCCUGUCUGUGAA